Symbiodinium pilosum is the source of this 822-nucleotide messenger RNA. NCBI's taxonomy places the organism in Eukaryota, Dinophyceae, Suessiales, Symbiodiniaceae. The record is from the annotation of a GenBank genome assembly.
AUGGCAGGCGUUCGUGAGGCCGAUCAGCAGGGCGUUGUUUUGGCCCAGAACGUUCGGGACAUGAUCAGCCAAUGGCUGUCGGUGAACGCACCAAAGAAGGAGCCAGAGAAGCCGUCUCCGCCUCCACCAACACCUACCUCAGAGCCUCCUCCUGCAGGACCACAAAGUAAUCCGAAGGAAGGUGCUGCCCCGGCAACGACUACCGAGCAACUUCGAAAUGCCCUGCUAAGGUUUUUCGAGCUUGCGCCCAAGGGCAGCGACGGAGCCGCUGGGCUGGGGAUCAUAGAGGGCGAUGAAGGUCGCAGGUAUCUGCCUUUGCCGAUGUUGGGCCGAGCCGUCGGCAUCACUGGGGAGGAUUUUGAGGUUGCCAUGAAAGCGUGGAAUGUCGUCAAUGAGACACCUCCGGGCACCUUCAUGAUGACAGAAGAUGCGCGUGCAGUUGGUGGCUUUCCGAGUCGAUUCAGGGUCACGUGGCGCGAGCAGCUCGCGGAGCAGUGCGGUCAGGGCCACUCCGGCAACCAGACGUGUGCUUGGUCGACGCUAUCGCUUCGCAAGGUCUUGGACCUCAGGCCGUCCAACCAGCUCGAUGCAGCCGGCAAGUUCUCCAUGCCGAAAGGGGCCAAUGCCGAACGGGAUGAUCGACGUGGCUGGUACGCGCUGACCUCGGAGAAUCUACACAGAAAGCCAGCGGAGGAGGUUGGCGGAAUCCUACAGACACAUUGCAUUCUUUUGGGCUUUAGCAUGAUCAUUCUGAUGUUUCAAUACCAAGCAAGAAGGGAAUGUCAGAGCUGCUGGAGCCCUUUAUUUGGUGGUCUAAAAUGA